AUGAGCCUAUUAUCAUCUUCGUUUCCAUUUUGUGCAGAGGUCUUAAUUUACUCUUGCACUGAUUGCACUCUUCCAAUGGAGAUUGGUAUUUGGUUCCAGCUCUUCUUUCCAGUCGGAAUCUGCAGCCACCAUACGAGGAAACAAAACAGAUCAAGAGGCAUUGCUAGCCUUCAAAUCAAGAAUUACACAAGACCCUCAUGGAGUUUUAAGCUCUUGGAAUCAUUCUCAACAUUUCUGCAAUUGGCCAGGCAUUAUGUGCAGGAAGCGACACAAGAGGGUCACCGUGAUAAGUCUAAAGUCGAGAGAUUUGGUCAAAUUCCAUCCAAUUUGUCUCAUUGCACCAAUCUCGUACAUCUAUCUGUUAUAAACAACAAGUUAACAGGAAAAUUUCCUUUAGAACUUGGCUUCUUGUCAAAGCUUGAAUUGAUAGUAAUUUCUGGGAACCAUCUAAGCGGAGAGAUACCCAACUCUAUCGGUAACCUUUCCUCUCUAGAAAUUCUAGCUGCAGCUUAUAAUUUCUUCAAGGGACAAAUUCCAGAGAGUAUAGGGCAGUUGAAGAGCUUAACUGCAUUGGGGCUGGGAGCGAAUGAACUAUCUGUUAGUAAUUGCCUUUAG
Messenger RNA from Jatropha curcas, 615 nucleotides. The record is from RefSeq and is a predicted model, not a curated record. Lineage: Eukaryota; Viridiplantae; Streptophyta; Magnoliopsida; Malpighiales; Euphorbiaceae.